AUGCACCCCCCGCCUCCGGGUCUGCUCACCAAGUACCUCGCAUCGGACAAGGGCACUCUCUCCCUGCUCCGGCGAUGCGGCCUGACCAUAAGGGGCGUCAAGCCGAUCCACGCCCUCCUCGUCGUGUCCGGCGCCAUUGCCGACCCCUACGCCGCCGGGAAGCUGAUCGCCUUCUGUGCCAUCUCCGGCCGCGGCGACCUCCGCUACGCCCACCUCAUCUUCCGCGGCCUCCCUCGCCCCUCCAUGUUCCUCUGGAACACUAUGAUGCGUGCCCACGUCGAGAGGGACGAGCCCAUCCCCGCCCUCAACCUCUACUGUCAGAUGCUGGCUACUGGAAACCUCCCCAACAACUAUACCUUCUCGUUCGUCCUCCGGGCUUGCCUCCACCUCUCGGCACUCGCUGACGGGCGGAAGCUGCAUGCCCAGGUCGCGAAGCUCGGGUGGGAAUCCUACGACUUCGUCCAGAACGAGCUGAUCCACAUGUACGCAACCUGCGGCUGCGUCGACUCGGCGCGUAGGGUGUUCGACCAGAGCCUGCACAGGGAUGUGAUCUCGUGGACGGCGAUGGUGCAUGGGUACGCUGUGUCCGCGCGGAUAGAAGAAGCGCGGGAGCUGUUUGACAAAAUGCCGGAGAGGAACGCGGUCUCUUGGAGCGCUAUGAUGACCGGUUACGUCCAGGCCGAGAUGUUCCGGGAAGCGCUGGCUCUCUUCACCGAGAUGCAGCGCGCGGGAACCCAACCCAACCACGCCGGCGUCGUGGGCGCCCUCACGGCGUGCGCCUUCCUCGGUGCCCUCGACCAGGGCAGGUGGAUCCACGCCUACGUUGAAAGGAAAAAGAUGGAAUUGGACAGAAUACUGGGGACGGCUCUCAUAGACAUGUACGCCAAGUGCGGGUGCAUACAGACCGCCUUGCAGGUGUUCGGGGGAAUGCCCGACAGAGAUGUCUUCGCCUAUACCUCCAUAAUCUCUGGUUUGUCCAACCAUGGGCACAGCGAGAAGGCGAUCGAACUGUUCAGGAAGAUGGAAGAUGACAGCGUCAAGCCCAACGAGAUCACCUUCAUCUGCGUCCUCACUUCCUGCAGCAGGGUCGGCCUGGUUGCCGAAGGGAAGAACAUCUUCGACAGCAUGAGCACAGCGCACGGGAUCGAGCCGGGAGUGGAGCACUAUGGCUGCUUAGUUGAUUUGCUGGGCCGGUCAGGUCUGCUGGCGGAGGCGGCGACGACGGUGAGAGAGAUGCCCAUGGAGCCCGAUGCCUACGUACUAGGCGCCCUGCUCAACUCUUGCAGAAUCCACGGCAACGUGGAGCUGGCCAAGGAGACGGUGGAGAGCCUGGAGGAGCUGGGCCUCGACCACGGCGGCGUCUACGUUCUGCUGUCCAACAUGUACGCGUCUGCCAACAGAUGGCAGCAUGUGGCGGAGGUGAGGAAGGGAAUGGAGUCUAAACGGGUGAGGAAGGUCCCUGGAUGCAGCAUGAUCGAGGUGGAUGGUGUGGCUUGCGAGUUCGUCGCAGGGGACAGCGCUCAUCACCUAAACGACGAGAUCCUCUCGACGUUGAAGAUAAUGGAUACGCAGUUGAAGGUUUCUAGUGCGGAGGGAGGAGCAGAGAUAGCCGAAUCUUGGAGAGAGCUUGUAAAUAAACCGAUUGAUUAA
Molecule: messenger RNA, 1650 nt
Organism: Spirodela intermedia
Lineage: Eukaryota; Viridiplantae; Streptophyta; Magnoliopsida; Alismatales; Araceae
Source: the annotation of a GenBank genome assembly